Messenger RNA from Naegleria fowleri, 1056 nucleotides. RefSeq lists its product as uncharacterized. The coding region runs from base 1 to 1056 and encodes 351 amino acids. NCBI's taxonomy places the organism in Eukaryota, Heterolobosea, Eutetramitea, Acrasida, Naegleriidae. The transcript has a single exon. The record is from RefSeq and is a predicted model, not a curated record. Gene Ontology annotation, molecular function: protein binding.
AUGAAACAAUUUCUCAAACAAAUCAUCUCGCCUUCCUCUCCCAUACGAGUUCAUCUCUCUGCACAGGUCGUCAAUGAUCAAGACUUGUUAGGCUCUCUUCCACUUGAAGUUUUAUUUCAAAUAUUUCAAUACAUGACUCCGAUGGAUUUUGUAAAGCUUGGAAUGCUCAAUUCCUAUUAUUAUGCUUUAGGAAAUAGUGGAGGAAUGGCCGAUAAGAUCUGGAAAGAGUAUUAUGAAAAGUUUUGUUAUAUUAAUUUAUUUGAGUAUAAACGAUGCGUGGUGGUUUCAAAUGUCAAUCAUCCUCCAAUUGAUAGCGAUGUGUAUGCAACAGAGUCUGUUGCUCGUUCGAAUGAUAGCAAUGAUCAAAAGAAGCAUCAUCACUCCAAUGACAUAUCAUGGGAAGAAUACAAGAUGAAAUUCACAGAAGAUUAUAAAAGAUGGCAUUUGAAAAAUUCAUUUGGUCCUUCCAAGAUGAUACAAUUGACCAUGCCCACUUUUCAAACCUUGUGUUUGAAAAAUUCAUCAGAAAAAGACUGUCAACUCGUCAGUAACUUCUGCAUGGUGAAAGGCAAGUUCUAUUUCAGAGUUGUAUUCAACACGACUCUUUAUGGAUGCGGGGCAGGGUUCAUUAAAGAAAGUGAGGUGAAAAAAAUCAAGACCAAUCAAUACGACUGUAGCAUUUACAUGAAAGAUGGCUCAUGCAUGUUACAUCCAGGUGAGAAAAUUAUUGAUAGAAUCAAAGAAGUCGAUGGAAAGUUGCUUCGAGUUUAUUCUGUUUUAGAGACAGAUGAUAUUCUUGGUAUGAUACUUGAUCUUGAUAAUGGUGAAAUUAUUUAUCUCAUUAAUGGCAAGGAGGUUCUUCAUGUCAUCAAUGUGACACAAACAUAUCCAGAUGAACCUUUCUAUUUGUAUUUUUAUUUUCCUCCGGGCCAACAAUUCACAUUAUUGCCAUGCAUGAAGAGCCUCAAUGAAAUUGGAGAGAAGAAUCAAAUGAAUAUUAUGGAAAAUGUCAAAUUUUCAUCCAAGAAGAAGCAACGUACGACCAUGGGAAUAUAG